Rhinolophus ferrumequinum (greater horseshoe bat) is the source of this 1345-nucleotide messenger RNA. RefSeq names its product adipose secreted signaling protein (gene ADISSP). Lineage: Eukaryota; Metazoa; Chordata; Mammalia; Chiroptera; Rhinolophidae. The transcript is spliced from 6 exons. The record is from RefSeq and is a predicted model, not a curated record. The coding region runs from base 256 to 780 and encodes 174 amino acids.
CCGACCAAUGGGAGGAGGCGGGGGCGUGCCCGUGAGGCGGGCGGUGGCGGCGUGGGGCUUCUUCCUCGUGUUCCGCGUUGAUCCCCCGGCUGCCGCCGCUAUCGCCACCUCUGCUGCCGCUGUCGUCUCGGCUCCUCCCCGGGGUGCGCAACGCACGGCUCCUGCUGGUGUCCUUGGAGCAUGGGAGACUGCUGAGUUUGAGAGGCGGGGUCCGGCAGUAACUGCGUGUCUCACCCCGUGGCAGGGAGGGCGUCCAUGGCUGCAGCCAACAAGGGCAACAAGCCCAGAGUCCGGAGUAUCCGCUUUGCGGCAGGCCAUGAUGCAGAAGGCUCCCAGAGCCAUGUCCACUUUGAUGAGAAGCUCCAUGACUCAGUCGUCAUGGUCACCCAGGAGAGUGACAGCAGCUUUCUGGUCAAGGUUGGCUUUCUGAAGAUCCUGCACAGGUAUGAGAUUACCUUCACUCUGCCCUCGGUGCACAGGCUGAGCAAGGACAUCAAAGAGGCACCUGUUCCCAGCCUGCACCUCAAGCUCCUCAGUGUCAUGCCUGUCCCAGAAGGUUACAGCAUCAAGUGUGAGUACACAGCACACAAGGAAGGCGUCCUCAAGGAGGAAAUGCUGCUCGCCUGUGAAGGUGGUGCCGGCACCUGUGUGCGUGUGGUGGUGCAGGCACGAGUCAUGGACCGGCACCAUGGCACACCCAUGCUGCUGGAUGGUGUCAAGUGCGUGGGUGCUGAGCUAGAAUACGACUCGGAGCACAGCGACUGGCAUGGCUUCGACUGAGGCCCACGCCCCGGCCCCCCUCGGGACCCCUCAGCCUUAAUCUCCACCUCAUCUCUCCAAAUGCUGUGUGAUGGUGUGGCUUCGUGGUCCCUCCCCGGGGUGGGUGUGGGGGAUUGCCCAGGGGCCUCUAAGCCACGGUGUCACUCACACCUCACCUCUGCCUUCAUUUGUGCCAUCUCCCUGCCUCUCCUGCACCCUCGUCUUCCCACUUCCUCCUCUCCGUGUGCCUCAGUCUCCUGCCGGAAGAAAUGGGUUGAGCCCCCAAGGAGGCUAUCUGAGGGGGAAGGGGAAGGACCUGGGGUGGGUUCAACCCACUCUCCACUGCAAGCCAUAGGAGCUGCAGCCAGAACCUGGGAGAAAAGGGAGCUGGCUCUGUGAUGUCGGAGUCCCCAUUACUGCUGCUGCUGUCUUGUUUUGGCCACCUGCCUCCUCCCUCUUUCCCACUGCUGUCCAUGGUGAGUAGGAGGGAGGUGCAGUUACCAGCCCCUACCCCCCAGGUGUGUGUUACUUGGUUUUUAAAUGACGGAUUGGGAUAAAACCCUAAAGAAAUAAACUUUCAGUGGAU